This is a messenger RNA of Thyridium curvatum, 1638 nucleotides long. RefSeq lists its product as uncharacterized. The record is from RefSeq and is a predicted model, not a curated record. The transcript has a single exon. NCBI's taxonomy places the organism in Eukaryota, Fungi, Ascomycota, Sordariomycetes, Thyridiales, Thyridiaceae. The coding region runs from base 1 to 1638 and encodes 545 amino acids.
AUGCUCCCGUUCCUCGAGGUGUCCCAUCUCCCAUCUUCCACCUCGUUUUACUCUGCCGUCACGCAGGCUCUAGGGCUGCGAUAUCUCUCAGCCGGUUCCGAACAGGGCAUCCCUACCGUCACGUUCGGCGCGCAGACGCCAGUAUUCCAACUCCGCGAGGUCAACGCGCACAGCAGCGCCCAGCCGCUGAAACAUUCCCGGAUCGUCCUCAGCGCCGGGUCUCCCGAGGUGGUCAAGGAGUUCUACUCGUUUGCCCUCCGAGCCUAUCCCGGUUCCUCAGCCUCCCUGUCCACCACAGGCUCCCUCGCCGACGGCCCCCACAGUGGCCUCGACAACGGGUCCGUCGUACCCGGCGGCUCGGGUGCUUUCCACCUUGGCAGCGACCGCGCCAGAGUGUCGGAUCUAGACGGAAACAGGAUGGAGGUGGUCUAUGUCCCUCCCCAGUCCUACCCUGCCGAGUAUGGAGGCUCGACGGUGCGCAGGACCCAGUCGACCCAUGACGAGGUGAACCGGAUCAUGGACUGGAACUACGACGUGGCUGCCUCGUCGCCUCCGUCGAGGGCGGCGGAAUCUGCCAUGGCACUAGCCAGGCGACCGGGCCGCCACUUUGACGAUGCGCCCGGCGCCACCAUCCUGAGGAGGAGUGUCACCACGACGUCGGUGCUGGACCCGAAACCGUCGCCGCGCGAGGGCUCCCGCGGCCUCACCACCGCCGGCGUCGUCGGGUUCCUGGGCGCCGCGGUCGGCGUCGCCGCCGGCGCUGCCGUGACCUACUCGAUGAUCAAGAGCAGCGACGACCGCGGGCGUGCCGGCCCGCAAGACGGGUUCGAAGCGCCCACCUUCCAGCGCAGGGCGACCUUCCCGGACCCGUAUCCCGACCGUCUCAACCGCGUCGUCGAGGUGGAGAGGACCGUCGAGAAGAUCCGCUAUCCCGACGAGUACACGCCCGUCGCCGAGCGCCGGCCCCCGCCCACCAUGAUCGCGCGGUACAGCCAGGUCGAGCCGUCGAGAUACCAGGGCGUCGAGGACCUUGGCGCCGCCGCCGCCGCCGACGACGGCCGCAGCCGGCACUCCUCGGUGCGGUACCGGGCCAACCCGAGCCCCUCUGUCCGCACCAGGAGCGAAGCGCCCAGCGGGCGCGAGCCUCUGCUCCUCACCGAGGCUGACCAUCGCAGCUACGCGAGCUCCAAGCACAGCGCCGCCCAGCCGCCGCGCUCCGUGCACUCGACCCGCCGCAGCUCGUACGACACGGCCGCCGACCGGGAGAGUUACGUGUCGGCCAGGAGUCGCCGCUCCUCGAGCACGGUCCGGCCCCCCGCGCCGACGGCGCAGACCAUGCCGCCGUCGACUGCUCCGCCCCGCUCGCGCGCCGGGAGCCGCGCGACCACAGCCACCGUCAAGGUCCCAGCCGCGUCGUCGGCGAGCAUGCACCGCCCGGGGCUGGAUCGCGCCCGGAGCUACGUGUCGGCUCGGCACGUCGCCCUGCCGCCGAGCGAGGCCUCGGCACACCGCGUCCCGCUCCCGCCGAGCGGCGUCGGCAGCAGCCAUGCGGACUGGGAUGACGACGCGGGGAGCGUGGCGCCCAGCGACAGCAUCAGCUGCGUCGGCAGCCGCAGAAGCACCCGCUCCUAUCGCUGA